Molecule: messenger RNA, 852 nt
Organism: Apaloderma vittatum (bar-tailed trogon)
Lineage: Eukaryota; Metazoa; Chordata; Aves; Trogoniformes; Trogonidae
Product: TBC1 domain family member 5-like
Exons: 9
Coding region: 1-852 (283 amino acids)
Biological process (GO): activation of GTPase activity
Molecular function (GO): GTPase activator activity
Source: RefSeq, a predicted model, not a curated record
AUGCCUUUUGCUUUUGCAUGCAGUAAAGAAUGGGAAGAACUAUUUGUAAACAACAAUUACUUGGCAACUAUACGGCUGAAGGGGAUUAAUGGGCAGCUGAGAAGCAGCAGGUUCCGUAGUGUUUGCUGGAAGUUGUUUCUGGAGGUUCUACCCCAAGACAGAAGUCAAUGGAUUAAAACCACUUCAGACUUAAGAACUUCUUACAAUAAGAUCAAAGAAAUUCACAUUACAAACCCUCGGAAAGCAGGACAGCAAGAUCUGAUAAUCAACAACCCACUCUCUCAGGAUGAGGGGAGUCUUUGGAAUAAAUUUUUCCAGGAUAAAGAGCUUCGAGCGAUGAUUGAACAGGAUGUGACAAGAACCUUUCCUGAAAUGCAGUAUUUCCAGCAAGAGAACGUGAGGAAAAUUCUUACAGAUGUUCUGUUCUGCUACGCCAGAGAAAAUGAACAGUUGCUUUAUAAACAGGGUAUGCAUGAACUUUUAGCUCCCAUUGUCUUUAUCCUGCAUUGUGACCACCAAGCUUUUUCACAUGCCAGUGAAGCUGCACAACCAAGCGAAGAAAUGAAAGUUCUUUUAAAUCCUGAAUAUCUGGAACAUGAUGCCUAUGCAAUGUUCACACGACUUAUGAAAACUGCAGAACAUUGGUUUUCAACUUUCGAACAUGACAGUCAAAAGGAGAAGGAUGUGAUGAUUACACCUAUGCCAUUUGCAAGGCCACAGGACUUAGGCCCAUCUAUUGCUAUUGUAGCAAAGGUAAACCAAAUUCAGGAUCAUCUGCUGAAGAAACAUGAUAUUGAGCUGUAUAUGCAUCUGAACCGACUGGAAAUUGCUCCACAGAUUUAUGGACUGUAA